AAGCGUCUCUUUUGAGAGACUUCAGUUGUCACUUGUAGAUAACCUAGGAAUGUUAUUCUGAGAUAAUUUCAUUAAAUAACUAAAAACGAUAACUUAAUUGAACGUUUUAAAGAUAUGCGGGUGUUUUAAUUUCACAUUCGUUUAAUCAAAAAGUAACGAUUUAUAGUUUCAUAUGCUGCUGACCUUGCCUGUUUACAUAUAGUCAUGAUAAUGUUAGCUGAAUGCUAACCUGUCCUCGUAUCUAGCUAGCUGACAUUUCUGAUACUUGCCUUUUGUCUUUUUUUAACCCCGAUUUUUUGCGUUUACGAUGGAAGAUGAAGCUUUCACUGACAUCAAUGGCAAAGCUAUAUCUCUGGACUGUCAGGAUCACUCCAGUUUUUGCAGGGAGUUCACUGUUAGCUCCCCUAAGGUGUCCAUCGGUAAAGUGAUGGGGUACACCUGCUCUGUGUGGCUUAUUGCCUACUCUGUGUUUUUCUUCACGCAGAACACAGCUGUUCUGUCCAGUGCUAUUGUCGUCACCCUGGUGGGAAUGAUGCUUCACAUUCACUUUGUGAAGGUAGACCAUGAGUCCCUGCUUGUCAUUGGCUCCUUAGGGAUUCAGGUGUCCUACAGCUAUGCCUCAGGCCGCGAGACCACCACCUUUAUUGAGAUGAGCAAGAUCAAGGACAUUGUCAUAAAUGAGGCCAUUUACAUGCAUCAAAUCAUCUAUUAUCUUUGUGUCCUGUUGAAAGACCCAUCCAACUCUGAUGGAGUAUCAAGUGUGGUUCCGCUGUUUCAGAGUUCUAAGCCAAGGCUCAACUGUUUGGUGAAGGUGUACAAAAGCUGCCAGGAGAUUCUUUCAAAGUGCUGAUGCCACAAACCCAGGUUACACAUAGAGCCUUUCCUUUGCCCUGUAACUUUUUUUUUUUUUUUUUAAUAUUUGUCUUAUUUCAAAUUACUAGUAUAUCUUAAUAUGACCUUUUUUUACUUCAUAUUGUUUAAGUAUAGUCCUAUUUUCUCAGCUAUAGGUAUUCCCACAGAUAUUUGGAAAUCUCACUGCUGAAUGCAGAAGUAAAUGAUUAAAAUACUUCUUAAUCCUGUAAUGUUUUAUGUUAUACUGUGAUGUGUAGUGACCUAAAAAACCUACAGAGCCAAACCUCUAAUGUGAGAUUAUAUUUAGUCAUAGAGGUCACACAGCAUUUAGACUUAUUUAUGUAUUUAAAAUGAGUGAUUAACAUCUGCCAACAUCUGAAUUUAAACUGUUUCUACAAUGUAUUUUUGAUAACAAUAUAUUUGUUAAUACAUUUUUAAGAAUAAAAAAUGUUGGAAAAUCA
Sphaeramia orbicularis (orbiculate cardinalfish) is the source of this 1313-nucleotide messenger RNA. RefSeq names its product phosphatidylinositol glycan anchor biosynthesis, class H (gene pigh). The coding region runs from base 308 to 850 and encodes 180 amino acids. The record is from RefSeq and is a predicted model, not a curated record. The transcript is spliced from 4 exons. NCBI's taxonomy places the organism in Eukaryota, Metazoa, Chordata, Actinopteri, Kurtiformes, Apogonidae. Gene Ontology annotation, cellular component: glycosylphosphatidylinositol-N-acetylglucosaminyltransferase (GPI-GnT) complex. Gene Ontology annotation, biological process: GPI anchor biosynthetic process.